CAUGUUGUCCUGCUGGUGUGUGAGCUUUCCUCCACCCUGAUGAACUUGCCUGCAUCCACUCUUACAUUCUAUUCACAAAUAUAUUCUUCACAUUAGCCUUUUGUUCUGUAUGAAGGAAGAGUGUUUGGAUAAUUGUAGAAAAUGAAAGGAUGAUUAUUUCAACAUUGCUAUGAAAGCCAUUUAUGGAUUUGUACACAUUAGCAGUGCAUGUUAUGCUUAAUUUGAGGGCAUUUAUCUUUAGAAGUGGCUGCAGGAGAUCUGUAAUGAGAAUGGCUGGAAACACAAACGCUCCCCAAUUAUUUGGAGAGAACUGUUGGACCGUGGGGGAAAAGGCCUUCUUCUAGGAGGAUUCAAUGAAUUUCUAGAACAUGCUCAGCAAUACUAUAACAUCACAUCAGACAUGAUGACUGAAGAGAUGUUCCGAAUAGCUAAGGAGAACUUGCAGACUUGCAUAGAAAUUAAAACAGAAGAGGAAGAACUGAGAAGUCUUAUCAACCCCUUGCACAUUUGGGUCAACAGGGCAUGCAGUCAUGCCUGCUAUCAUCUGAUCCCUUUAUUAACCAAUGGAGAAAUAUUUGGAAUGGAAACUGAAGUCAGCCUUCAUUUGUUUGACAGAAGCAGUUUCAAAGAAAUGCUUCAGAGUGUUGUUAUGGAGACUCAAGAUUUAGCAUCCCCAGUCCUUCGUAGUGUCACCUGCCACACUGAACUGGAGGACGCUUUCCUUGAUGCUGAUAUCAUCAUUUUGUUUGAUGACAUCCUACAGAAAACAAUUCCAACGCUUGAAGACUGUGUCCACCAAGUGACCAAUCAAUGUAAAAUAUAUGGCCCUUUGAUAGAGCAGAAUGCCAAAAGCAAUGUCAGAAUUAUUGUGAUGGGAAAAACUUUUGCCAACCUUAAGUCAUUAAUGCUUAUGAUACAUGCACCAUCUAUAAAUCCUCAUAAUAUUGUCACUCUUGCUACACUCUUAGAAAGUGAAGCCAAGGCUAUGAUAGCAAGAAAAAUGCAAAUGCACUCAGCAGGAAUAAAAAAUCUCAUAGUCUGGGGAAACAUCAGUGGCAGUAGCUUCGUUGAUCUGAGUAAAACAGAGCUAUAUAGAUAUGACAGUGCCAUCUGGGGCCCACCAAGCUUUUUUCGUCCUUUGUUGGAUGUGCUGUUUGAUCGUGAAUGGAUGCAAAUUGAAUUUGUGGCUUCACUGAGUUCGCUGAGUUCUUGGGGAACUCGUGGUUUAGGAAUAGCACCUGCGCAUACCAUUGCUACUGUGCUGAAAUACUGGUACCAAGGAUCCCCUCCUGGAGAAGUGGUCUCCUUGGGAGUAAUUAGUGAAGGUCAAUUUGGACUUCCUGAGGGGAUUGUCUAUUCAAUGCCUGUAAGGUUUGAGAAUGGCAGCUGGGAGAUCUUUACAGAAGUAGAAAUUAAUGAGAAAACCCAAGCAUAUCUUAUGAUUCUGGCCUGUGAUCUAAUUCGGGAAAAACAAGUUGCCUUAGGUGAAGUAGCAGAACUGAAUCCACAAAGAAAAGAAGUUCAUGUGGCAUACAGUGAUUCAGCAGAAGAAGAGCAAGACUUUGAAGGGAAGGAUGAACAUAGAUUUUCCUCAAGUGACCAAGGAAUAGCCUUGGAAAGUGAAGAUCAAGCUAUUGCUGAAGAAACUGAAGGUACUACUGAUGAACUAAAUGAGUCCAAAAAUACUGAAGAACAAAACUUUGAAGCUGAAGAUGAUUAAGAAGCUAAAUGCAAAACUAUUCUGUAAUGUGCAAAUGAAAGUUGUAUUGCUCCAUCAGUGAAUGUAGAAAAACUCUGUAUGAUGUACUUCAAAGAAAUAUAGUGUAAAGAAGGAAUACUGUCUUAUUUGGUCAAAUUUAUUUUGCAAAUUAAAACUAUUUUGAUAUUUCCUGA
Messenger RNA from Candoia aspera, 1893 nucleotides. RefSeq names its product malate dehydrogenase 1B (gene MDH1B). Gene Ontology annotation, biological process: malate metabolic process; tricarboxylic acid cycle; oxaloacetate metabolic process. The transcript has 10 exons. The coding region runs from base 401 to 1720 and encodes 439 amino acids. NCBI's taxonomy places the organism in Eukaryota, Metazoa, Chordata, Lepidosauria, Squamata, Candoiidae. The record is from RefSeq and is a predicted model, not a curated record. Gene Ontology annotation, molecular function: L-malate dehydrogenase (NAD+) activity.